UCAUCCUUGCCUCGCUUAAUGGUUUAUCUUAAGGAAGCAAUUAUUGGGCAACAGUACAACAGUAAAUGAUAAAUAAAAUAAAAAUAGUACAGUAAAUAUAUAGUAAUUAUAUAUUAAUAAAGUACUGCCUUUACUGCUAAAGUUUUCAUGACCUUCUAAACUUUUUGGAAUAAUCCAAUUAAUAUUGGGGGAAUGAAGAAGGUCUGUUUAUUUAAGCUGGUAAAUUAGUACUAUUUGUGUUCUGGUCUCUUACUCUCUCUGUCCUUUUGGCCUUUGAUUAUUUUCGAGGGCAUGACAUAAAAUUAACUGUUGGUCAGUGGUCCAGAAAAGUUGAUCACGUCUGAUUUUUCAGGUUCUACCGUAUUACUAUGCAGCUUCCUUCACGUUGCUGCUGGCUGGAUUUUCCCCCCCCUGCUCUUUCUAUACUUUUCCAGCAGCCCAAAAGUAAAAUUUCCUACCAUGGAGAUGGGCUUCUUGUGCUUUAUUCUCUUAGUUGUGCUUUAAAAAGUGUGUUGCUGAGCUAGGGAGAUUAUUUUUCUCAUAUUUUGAGAAGGGUGGGAAAGAUAAGCGGUGCCAAAAUCAUCAAAUACAGAAAAAUGUCAGAAGGAGUAAAAACAAAAAAGAGAGAGAGAGAGAGAACCAUAAACUUGCCUAAAGUCUAGCUAAGAAACCUGCAAUGCUGUGAUAAUAUUUCUAGCGACAAAAAAAAAGGAGAUUUUGCCGUUAUGAUUUCAGAGCAGCAUAAACGAGGCAAGCAUUUAAAGUGUUAACACUAUGGCUUGGUGUUCUUGAUGCGGCUCCACAAAGAUAGCAUGUGAUAUAUCGGUGCUUUUAAAUGCACUUGCUUGUUUGUGGCUCUCAAUCAUCUUGCCUGGCAAGGCUAAUGAAGGACAGAUACAUUUUCCCCUCCCGGGCCUGCAUCAUAGUUCAUUCUGCCGAACAGCAAGAAGAAACCAACCAACCAGAUGGCUGGAGAAGACCUUGCGGUGUUGACUCGAAUAGGGAGAUUCUGUCUGUGAAGGAUUACUGGAGUGUAAGACCGAACCUCUCGGAGAGCAAGCCAUACGCUGCCACUUCCUCUCCUACCACCUCAGUUCAAACUGAGAUUAUAACAGGGCCUUUUCAACAGAUUCAGCCAGGCAGAGAAGAAGCCAGCCCAAGUACAUCACCAGCACCUCAGCGCCAUUUUGACCAAGGUUUAGAAAUUUCAAACAACGUGUCUCCUGGUUUCCUUCUGGCCCUUCCAACGCUAGACGAUUUCAUUCCCCCUCACCUCCAGAAAACUUCCAACCACCAGCACCCAUUGUUUUCACCUCAGUCUGCACCACACACUCACGCAGAGCUACCUUCACUCUCAUCACCACCUCCUCUACUGAUCCCUCCAGCCACAGAAACCUCAAGCAGCAUUUUGGAGGCUGAAAGGACAGGAAUGGUCUUUCAAACAGAUACCUGCCCCCAGCCACAUGAAGCCUCUAAGCCCAGCGGUGGCCCUGCUGUUUCAAUGACGAUCAACAAAUCUUUGGGUGUUUACCCUUCCACCACAAUUGUUAACCCUACAAUUGUCCUUCUGCAGCACAACAGAGCAGAGCAGCAAAAAAGGCUUAGUAGCCUUGCAGAUCCAGUGCCUGAUCCACCAGUCAUUAAGAAAGUAGUUGAUAUAUCUCUUCGACCAAAGUUAAAUCCAAGCAAGGAAGAUGCAGUAGAGGAACAGAAGAGAACUGUUCAUAAUUCGCAGCCUGUGGCUGAUGAUUCUCUGGAUUCCAUAGGCAUUCCACUAAGAAAUUCGGAGCGAUCCAAGGACUGGUACAAGAUAAUGUUCAAACAAAUCCACAGAUUGACAAAAGACCCUCCUGAAGAAAACCCUUAUUGCCCUACCUACACAUUCCCUGAACUUCCUGCUUUUCAACCCAAAAGCAAAGAACAAAAUCCUUAUUCUCCUACUUACCAGUUUCCUGUGUCUACUCCUAGCCCUAGAUCUGAAGAUGAAGAUUCUGAGUCAUAUUUUCCACAGGAUUCCUUUGGCCAAGAAGUAACAGCACAAACUUCAGUGCCCCGUUCCAAGAGCGAGAAUGAUACCAUCAACACAGACAAGAUAAUGAAGAGAUCAGCCACCUUGCCGCUGCCCGCUCGUUCUUCAUCUCUUAAAGAAAGGAAUGAUUGGGAGCCUCCAGACAAAAAAAUAGACUCGAGGAAGCACUGGGCUGAACCUAAAAGCAUUUAUGAAUAUCGUCCAGGGAUGUCUUCUGUUCUGAACAAUGAAACAUUGGUAAUGCCUCGGGAUAUAAGCCCAGAAGAGAUAGAUUUAAAGAAUGAGCCUUGGUAUAAAUUCUUUUCGGAAUUGGAGUUUGGGAAACCGCCUCCAAAAAAGAUAUGGGAUUAUACUCCUGGAGAUUGCUCUAUCCUUACUAGAGAGGAUAGAAAGGUUGAUCCAGGAAAAAACCACUGCCUCUAUCAUACUGAAUUAGAUGCAGAGAUAGACAAAAUGGAGAAACUUUAUAAAGCCCCAGAGCAACUGAAGAACGCAGCAAGCUCCCCUCCACUGGAAACCCUUUCCGAGGAUUUGUCUCCCUACCAUCCUGUAAAAAGAGAGUUGGAAACAGAAUUUGGACAUUCCACUGGGCUGGGAAAUGAGAGGCAGAUUUAUAAAAGUGUUUUGGAAGGAGGAGAUAUCCCAUUGCAAGGGUUGAGUGGCUUGAAGCGUCCAUCCAGUUCAGCCUCCACAAAAGUAGAUUCAGAAUCACCAAGACAUUUUGCAACACUCGAUUAUAUAGAGAGUCCUGAAGAAAUGUUCCAAAAGCGCAGCAGUGAUAAAGAGAAACUUUUAGAGGACCAGAGACGGCUUAAACGUGAGCAAGAGGAGGCUGAUAUUGCAGCCAGACGGCACACGGGGGUCAUCCCUACGCACCAUCAGUUUAUCACUAAUGAGCGCUUUGGGGAUCUUCUAAUUAGAGACGAUACAAUCAAAAGGAAAUCUGGGGCAGAGAUGAGAGCUGCCAGAGUGAAGUUUGACUUCAAAGCCCAGACAUUAAAGGAACUCCCAUUACAGAAAGGUGACAUUGUUUACAUUUAUAAGCCGGUUGAUCAGAAUUGGUAUGAAGGUGAACACCAUGGCCGAGUGGGGAUCUUCCCACAAUCUUACAUUGAGUUACUUAACCCAACAGAAAAAAUCCAAACUAAAAAAACAUCACCGUUGCAAAUCUUGGAAUAUGGAAAUGCAAUUGCCAAAUUCAGCUUCAGUGGAGAUACUGCUGUGGAAAUGUCCUUCAGGAAGGGAGAAAGAAUCACGCUGAUUCGACAAGUUGAUGAGAACUGGUAUGAAGGGAAGAUCCUUGGCACCAGUCGCCAGGGCAUCUUCCCUGGCUCUUAUGUCGACAUACUUAAGCAUCCAGUGCUGAAAGACAUAUCAGGCUAUGCCUACCGACCGCCAAAUUGCAGCGUGGCUUUUCCACAGCCUUCACUGAGGCCAGGACCCGAACUUACAGAAUCGGAAAAGAACUAUGUGGAAGUUGUUUGCAAUGAGAUCUUAAACAUUGCUGAAAAAUCUGUUCAUUACUGCAGCACUCUUUCUCAGCCUGUCUUUUGUCAUAAGGGGCCGUUUAGUGACAAUAAGUCAUCUUUCAUCAUUUCUCAGCAACCACAAGUCCUGCCAUUAGAAACUGGCCUGGUCCGGAAUCAUGCCACACGAGAAACGCUUACCUAUCGAGCACUUUACAGCUACAUCCCACAGAACGAUGAUGAGCUGGAGUUAAGAGAUGGAGAUAUCAUCGAUGUUAUGGAAAAGUGUGAUGAUGGCUGGUUUGUUGGCACAUCAAGGAGAACCCAACAGUUUGGGACUUUCCCAGGAAACUACGUGAAACUACUAUCCCUUUAGAAGCCAUGGGCAGCCUCUUCGUCUCAUCUGGAGGAGGACCUGAGUGUGACCUUUCUAAAAUAAUCCUUGGGAAAGAGAAGUUUGGAAUGGAGUAGUCGAGACAGUAGGAGUGCACAUGGAACGUGGUGAAAAUGCUGGAGUUGUGCUGCAAAGUUCCUGCUUCCUUUUUUUGAACGCGCAUGGAGGAGAGGAGACAGGAUGAUAAGCCGUGGUACUCUGCUGUGUUUGUUUCUGUUUUUUUUUUUAUUCAGCUACGGGAAAAUAACAGAAGGAAACAAGACAGAGUUUCUGCUGGACAGAGGACGAAAAGAGGAGGGAGAUUGGCAGGAGCAGAGGGUGUAGACUGCUUAAACAUCCUGCAGCUUUUGUUUGCUCUUUAUAGGAAAGGCCAAGUUGUCAAGCAUUCAUGGAGCUCCUCCUCUCCCAAGGACAUAAAAACCCCAGAAGGAAUUGUAGUCCAGCAGCAUCUGGAAGGCCAGGCCUGCCCACGCUUGUUCUAGCGUUUGACAAAUUCCAAAUUGGACGGCUAGAACAAAGGAGGAUGGAAUAGAUGUUGGCCGCCAUAGUCUAUUUGAAUUUAUUCUGCAAAAUAUUCCUGAACGUGCCUUUCUAGAACUGAUAAUAUAUGUAAUUUCUGGCUGCAUCUUUUUUUUUUAAAAUAAACUAGAAAUUCGGUCAAACUUAUACCAUGCACAACUGAUUGGGGAAUAAACCCCAUUGAAUUGAUUUGACAGUUUCCCGUUAUUGGACUUUUAUUUCUGUUUUUUAUAGUCAUUUUGAUGGUGAAUUGCAUAAUGAUGCACUAAAAAUAAACCUUGUUUCUGCUGUGUUUUUUUUU
Messenger RNA from Ahaetulla prasina, 4709 nucleotides. It is a transcript of the gene SORBS1, whose product is annotated as sorbin and SH3 domain containing 1. The record is from RefSeq and is a predicted model, not a curated record. NCBI's taxonomy places the organism in Eukaryota, Metazoa, Chordata, Lepidosauria, Squamata, Colubridae. Gene Ontology annotation, biological process: cell-substrate adhesion. Gene Ontology annotation, cellular component: nucleus; cell-substrate junction; cytoplasm. The transcript is spliced from 28 exons. Bases 836 to 3871 code for a protein of 1011 amino acids. Gene Ontology annotation, molecular function: protein binding.